UAGAAACUUUUCGUUCACCAACGUCCAUUAACCUCAAUAUAACAACGUUCGUCGGCUGCUAACGUUAGCUUAGCGUCAGCUAAUAUGGGGCUGGAGAGGAAGUGGAGAGGAGGGCUUACGUUGAGACGAAAGUGGGCAGAGCCGCUGAAGGAUAUGAGCUGAGGCAGAAGCGGCGAGGAAGGAGAAGAGGGCGAGCACCGCGGAGGGAAAACACUCAUGUGCAGCGGACGGAGAGCCGGGAGGAUGAAAGCGCCACCAAAACGGCCAAAACCGAGCAAAAACACGGUGUCCAGCACAGCAGACGACGGGGGAUAGACACGGCGUGCACCAUGGGAAUUCCCGUCGAUGUUUCUCAGAUUUCUUCUAAGAAGAUAGGAGAUCAACUUGCGCUUAAAUGGGUUGACAUUUAGUCGUCGUGGUGUCAUGAAGUGUCUGAUUCGGACGACUCUACUGCAUUGGGGAUAUUGCGGACAUGCAUCUGCGAAACAAAGAUUUUCAAUUUAUGAUGGGAGAGAAGACAGCUCUACCCCAUUGAACCGGAUAUUGCUGAAGUGGAGACAACGUUAUUUAACGUGAAGACGGCAAGCAAUGUGGCAUUUUGCCAAAUUUUGACAAGAUGAAACUCCUUUUUGUGAAUGGACUUUGGAUUUUAUUUUUGACAACAUGGACACAUGUUGGACGGAACGUGGACGGAACACCGUCGCCGGACUUGUUAAAAGAUACAGUGUUUUUUGGGAAACGAAACCAGCUUCUGUACAUUUGAUAUUCAAAUGUUAUUUUUAAAUAAAGUGUAUGUCCUCAUUAUUUUUCCACUGGCUUUGUGUCAUUAGCUAAUUAACCAAAGAGCAAAUUUGGCCUAAUUGGUUCUACAGCCCUGCAGCUGGGUUUUAUUAUUUUACAGAUGUUUUGGAUUGCAUUGAUUUGGUGUCACUAAUCGUCAUCUGUGUUUGCCCAUGUAAUUGUACGCUAGCUUAAGUUCUUACGCUAUUCACUGGUUUUGGUGAAAUGUCAAUAUUUCUCCCUGUAUGGGGUUUUGCUCCUCAAAGAUAUGAUGAAACAAUACUUUGCUUUCGAAAAUAUUUUGCGGUUUAAUCCGUACAAUCGAAAACUCGGGUCCAAAUGCUGUCGGAUAACACAUUAAUUGUGCAUAUGUGGUGAUUUUAGUGUGGCCGAAAUGGUUUCCAAAGGCUUUCUAAAAUGGCUUCUGGUUGUCCUUCUUCCUGUCUGAGCAGGAAGUGAUGCAAUUGCUACAAUAACUAUACUUUUAACACUUCUACUUGGUCAAAAGUCAUUUCUGACUUGGAAAAUAUGGGUUCACUGUUGUGUUUGUGUCCUUGGACUGAUAACAUUUGUUGGUUAAUUUAAAGUAAUUUUGAAACAUAAUAAAAGGGGAGGGACUUAGCAUCACCUGAGUGUGGAGUAAAUGGAAAUAACGUCAAUCAAAGGCAAAGCUUUCAGAGCUAGGAAGGAGCUCUAGAUGGCGGCUGAACCUCAGGAAGGGAGCCGUUGGCUGUCGUUAGACCGUCUGUGUUGCCUGUUUUUCGGCUGAGAUCGCUUGAAUUUGAUACAAAUUUAGCAGCUGUGGUCGCGGGAUCGUUGUUUUAAAUGGUAUUGUGUGGUUUUCGGGCUGAUUUGUCGAGUUUAUGGAGCCGUCUGUGGCCGGGGAGUGCUUGUCGUUGUUUUCUAUACUGGGCACUGGCAGCCAUGGAGCGCCUCCAUUUUUAGUGCUGCUCGCCUCUGUCGCUCUUGAGACUGACAGUAGAGGAAGACUUUAAGGGCCUGGAAGCUUUUUGAAACUAAAUAUUUUUUGUUAUUAACUGUUAAAUUUGUAUUUUGUCUGUAGUUUAUUCCUAUUUGAGCCAGAUACACGUUUUAAAUACUAUUGCGAACGUGAAUCUAAUCUUUCAUUUUUAGGCUACCACCUUUAUUCAGCUGGAAUUGGCAUGUUUACAUUAUGUAUUUCAUGAGUAACUGCUUUUCUCAUCUUUAAAUCUUCUUUUCCUUCUCGUCUUUCUGAUGACGCAGUUCGAAUUAAUUGUAUGCGGCUUGAUCCGUGGACUGUAUUGAAAAACAUGCGUUGGAUAUUAAAGCUAUUGUAACAAUACCUGAUAGUUUUCUCGCGUAUAUCCAAAUUAGCGAUGUUUUUUUAUGAUAUCAAAGUCUUAAGAUUUAAUGCCUUUUUCCUGCAUCGUGUCGCAUCGCCUGGGUUUUAACUGCCACCUGAGCAAUAUUGCUGGACCUUUAUGAUAGUUCAUGCAUCCCGUAACUUUUUGACAGUGAAUACCAGGACAAAAACAUCAUCUCAUCAGCGAUUUUCAGGAUAAUACAAUGAUGAAGAAUAAAAGUAAAAAAGAGGAUGAAGGAUCGACUCAGAGCAAUGCAUCAAGCAAUUCAGCUUCUGAGGAAUUCAACCAUUCUGCAUCGGAGUCGGGGAGUCAGUCAGAGAGCGAGCAUGGCAGCGAGAGGAGGAGAUCCCACAACUCUGAGUCCAACAGCUCCUCAGAGUCAGAGAGUCACUCUGAGUCAGAGAGUGAAUCUGCCAGAUCUCAGCAAACCACAGCAGAGGUCAAAGACAAGCCAGUCAGGAAGAAAGAACGUUUGGCAGAUGUAAAGAAGAUGUGGGAAGAACAUCCAGAUGUGUACGGUGUCAGGAGGUCAAAUCGCAGCAGACAGGAGCCAGCUCGUUUAAACAUAGGAGCUGGGGGCAGCAGUGAGUCUGAGAGUGAAAGUCCCAAGAGGAAAAGUUCUCGUGCUAAGAAAAAGGAAAAUAUCUGGAAAGAUGAUGACUCAAAUGAAGACGAGGAGGAGGAGGAGGCUUCCGAGAGUACAGACAGUGAGCAGGAAGAGAAAAAAGUUAGAUCCAGACGACUUCCUGCUAGAAGACCUCAGACCAAAUCAUCUACGGUCAAAAAGCAGGUUUCCCAGAAAGCAAGAAAGUCCAGGAAACCAGAGUCAUCAGCUGACGACGACGACGACGACGAUGACGCCGACGACGACGACGAUGACGACGACGACGACGAGGAAGACACUCCAAAGAGGCAGACCCGAAGAAGGGGUGCCACAAAAGUCAAAAGUUACAAAGAGGACCAACACGACUUUGAAACAGACUCUGAUGACUUGAUUGAAAUGACAGGGGACGCGGGCGAGGAGCUGCAGAACGACGACGCGGAGACCAUCGAGAAGGUCAUGGACAACAGAAUAGGCAAAAAAGAAGCCACUGGGGCUUCCACUACUGUGUAUGCCGUAGAAGAAAACGGAGACCCAUGUGAAGGCUUUGACCCAGAGAACCACGAGGGUGAGACUCAGUAUCUGAUCAAAUGGAAGGGCUGGUCCUACAUCCACAACACGUGGGAGAGCAUGGACUCUCUGAACCUGCAGAAGGUCAAGGGUCUGAAGAAACUGGACAAUUACAAGAAGAAAAAUGACGAGCUCACUUCAUGGUUGAAUAAAGCGUCUCCUGAGGAUGUAGAAUAUCACAACUGCCAGCAGGAGCUCAUCGCAGAUUUGAACAAGCAGUUUCAAAUUGUGGAACGUGUCAUCGCAACCAAAACAGGAAAAACACCAGGAUCCUCUGACUUCCCCUCUCACAGUCACAAGACCCCAUCUUCCAAUGAGCCAGAGUAUCUAUGUAAGUGGAUGGGGUUACCGUAUUCAGAGUGUAGCUGGGAAGACGGCGCUUUGGUCAGGAAGAAGUUUCAGCACUGCAUCGACAGCUUCAUGAACCGCAACUCAAGCAAAACGGUUCCUUCUAAAGAGUGCAAGGUGUUAAAGCAAAGGCCCAGGUUUGUGGCUCUGAAGAAACAACCUUCAUAUAUUGGAGACGAGCACCUCCAGCUGAGAGAUUAUCAGUUGGAUGGAUUAAACUGGUUGGCUCACUCCUGGUGCAGGUGUAACAGUGUCAUCCUCGCUGAUGAGAUGGGACUGGGAAAAACCAUCCAGACCAUCUCCUUCCUGUCCUACGUUUUCCACCAGCAUCAGCUGUACGGACCCUUCUUACUGGUCGUUCCUCUGUCCACGCUCACCUCGUGGCAGAGAGAGUUUGACAUUUGGGCCCCAGAUAUGAACGUGGUUGUGUACCUUGGCGAUGUCAUGAGCAGGAAAACAAUUCGCGACUAUGAGUGGGUGAACCAUCAAACUAAAAGAAUUCGUUUCAGCGCACUAUUAACCACUUAUGAGAUUUUACUUAAAGAUAAGGGUGUGCUUGGGAACAUAAACUGGGCCUUCCUGGGUGUGGAUGAAGCUCACAGGCUGAAGAAUGAUGACUCUCUGCUGUAUAAAACCUUAAUGGAGUUCAGGUCCAACCACAGACUCCUUAUAACUGGCACUCCGCUGCAGAACUCGCUCAAAGAGCUCUGGUCCCUGUUGCAUUUCCUCAUGCCUGAUAAGUUUGACUCCUGGGAGAAUUUUGAGGACGAACACGGGAAAGGGAGGGACAACGGUUAUCAGAGUCUCCACAAGGUCCUCGAACCGUUCCUCCUGCGCCGCGUUAAGAAGGAUGUGGAGAAGUCUCUGCCUGCCAAGGUGGAGCAAAUCCUCCGCGUAGACAUGAGUGCACAGCAGAAACAAUUUUACAAGUGGAUUUUAACGAGGAAUUACAGAGCUCUCGCCAAAGGCACUCGCGGCAGCUCCUCCGGCUUCCUGAACAUAGUCAUGGAGCUGAAAAAGUGUUGCAACCACAGUUUCCUCAUUAAACAUCCUGAGGAGGGAGACAGUGAAACACAACAGGAACACUUGCAGAAUCUGGUGCGAGGCAGCGGGAAGCUGGUCCUGCUCGACAAACUCCUGACCAGACUCCGAGAGAGAGGCAGCCGAGUCCUCAUCUUCUCCCAGAUGGUCAGGAUGUUGGACAUUCUGGCUGAAUACCUGGCCAACAAGCGCUACACGUUCCAGCGACUAGAUGGUUCCAUAAAGGGAGAAAUCCGAAAGCAAGCACUUGACCACUUUAAUGCAGAAGGCUCAGAGGACUUCUGCUUCCUCUUGUCCACCAGAGCUGGAGGAUUAGGGAUUAACUUGGCGUCAGCUGACACUGUGGUCAUCUUUGACUCCGACUGGAACCCUCAGAACGACCUGCAGGCACAAGCCAGAGCUCAUAGGAUUGGCCAGAAAAAACAGGUGAAUAUAUAUCGGCUGGUCACCAAAGGCACAGUGGAGGAGGACAUCAUUGAGAGGGCAAAGAAGAAGAUGGUUUUGGACCAUCUUGUCAUUCAGAGAAUGGACACCACUGGUAGAACGGUAUUGGACAGCAACUCAGGGACCACCAAUUCAAACCCAUUCAACAAAGAAGAGCUGACUGCUAUUCUUAAGUUUGGUGCAGAGGAGCUUUUCAAAGAGGCAGAGGGGGAGGAGUCUGAACCACAGGAGAUGGAUAUCGAUGAGAUCCUGAGGUUGGCUGAAACCAGAGAAAGUGACCAGGGCUCAAGUGCAACGGACGAACUUCUUUCUCAGUUUAAGGUGGCUAACUUCUCCAGCAUGGAGGAGAGUAAUCCAGAGUUAGAGGAGAAACAAACUCAGGAAUGGGAUGAAAUCAUCCCUCAGGAGCAGCGACGCAAAAUUGAGGAGGAGGAGAAGCAGCGUGAGAUGGAGGAUAUCUUCAUGCUUCCUAGAAGCAGGAGCUCCAACAAGCGGGCUCAGGCCAACGACAGUGACAGCGAUGUGGGCUCCAAGCUGAAGAACCGCUCGUCAGGCUCUGAGAGUGAGACGGACGACAGCGACGAUGAUAAGAAGCCGAAGAAGAGGGGCAGACCUCGAGCUCGCAAAAACAACGUGGAGGGCUUUACUGAUGCUGAGAUCCGCAGGUUUGUCAAGGCGUACAAGAAAUUUGGCUCUCCACUUGAAAGGUUAGAAGCGAUUGCCCGAGACUCUGAGCUGGUGGACAAAUCCAUCGCAGACCUGAAGAGACUCGGGGAACUGAUUCACAGCAGCUGUGUGACCGCAGUGCAGGAGCACGAGGAACACCUCAAAGAGAACCCCGUUGAAGCCAAAGGUCCGGGGAAACGAAGGGGGAUCAACAUCAAGAUCUCAGGAGUGCAGGUCAAUGCGAAGUCCAUCAUCCAGCACGAGGAAGAGUUUGAGCCUCUGCACAAAGCCGUGCCCUCCAACCCCUCGGAGAGAAACAAGUUCAGGUUGACAUGCAGGGUCAAGGUGGCCCACUUUGAUGUGGACUGGGAUCUUGAGGAUGACAUCCAGCUGUUGCUUGGCACCUAUGAGCACGGCUUUGGCAACUGGGAUCUGAUUAAGACAGACCCUGACCUCAAACUGUCUGAGAAGAUUCUCCCCGACGACCCGAGCAAGAAACCUCAGGCCAAGCAGCUGCAGGCGAGAGCCGAGUAUCUCCUGAAACUGCUGAAAAAAGAACAAGACAACAGUGACGCUUCUAAAACCGGGCAGGAGAUCAAAGUGAAAAAGAGAAAACCUCGGACGAAAAAGGACAACAAGAUGCUGAAGGACGAGCAGGGCAACAGCAUCUCCUCCCCCCGCCUGUCUGACAACCCUUCAGAGGAGGGGGAAGUCAAGGACGAUGGGAAGGAUAAGUCCCCAACCAAAAAGAGACAAAAGAAAAAGGACAACAAAGAAAACAAAGAAAGACAGGCAAUGUCGAAAAAGGAGAAGGAUGGAGACAAAGAAAAGAAGGGCACUAAGGUCAGAAAAGAAAAGGCUAAAGGAGUCAAAGGGAAGAAAACACAAGGUCCAGUUCACAUCACAGCUGGUUCUGAGCCCGUUCCCAUCGAAGGAAAGGAGGACGAUGAGCUAGAUCAGGAAACCUUCAGUAUUUGUAAGGAGCGCAUGAGGCCAGUGAAGAAGGCCCUGAAACAGCUGGAUAAACCCGAUGAGGGUCUGUCUGACCAGGAGCAGCUCCAACACACACGCACAUGUCUGCUGAAGAUCGGAGACCGGAUCACAGAGUGCCUUAAAGUCUACAGUGAUCCUGAGCACGUCAAGAUCUGGCGCAGAAACCUCUGGAUUUUUGUGUCGAAGUUCACAGAGUUUGGUGCGAGGAAGCUUCACAAGCUUUAUAAAAUGGCACAGAAGAAACGAUUGCACGAGGAAGAGAAGGAGCAGAAGAAGAAAGAUGAUUCUGGAGGGAGGGUCAAAUCUUUCAGGCCAGAACCUUCCGGGUCCAGUCGAGACUCCAUGGGCACACAGCUGUCCUCCAAAGGUGCGUCUCACCCGUCUCAGUCGGGGCCCCAUGGACACCACAGAGAGCCGUACAAUUCAUCCAGUAAACGGCACUUUGGCAACGAUGAUCGAGGAGACUGGCAGAGAGACCGCAAAUACAGUUACCCUGGCAACAGCAACCAGUCGUGGCAGGGAGACCGACAUCAUCCGUACGACUCGCAUCGCUACAAGGAUUCCUAUGGUGACCGGCGUCCGCAUGGAGACAUGUAUCGCAGCUCUAACAGUUACCGUAACAACAGCUCUCCACGGAAACGGCCGUAUGAGCAGUACAGCAACGACCGGGACCACCGAGGCCACAGACCCUACUACGACAGGCAUCCAGACCCCAAAAGAAGGCGCCCUGAUGAAUUCCGUCCCAACUACCAUCAGGGACGAGAAGGCCCACUUCAGGACUUCAGGAGGAUGCCGGAACACAGGCCGGCAGGUCCGCCUGGAUCAGAUCACUACAGCAGACCCUUUCACCCGGACAAACCUCCUCCCCUAUUAGACCCUCGCUCCCCACAGGCUCAGAAGUCUCCGCAGGACUCUCGAUCACCGCAGGAGCGACCGGCAGAGCUGAAUGCUGUGGCUGACCCAAACUGGAGCAACAGGAAAACAUAAAGUGUGAUCUGGGUCAAAGCCACGUUCUGCUGCUGAUGGACAAGUGUGGACUUGCCAAUCAUAAGCUCACAGUUGGAAUGAACACAAACCCUGUUUUCCAACAGAACCAAACUCUUUAUCUCCAUGUUCCCUUCCUCCUCUCAUCGUCACCAUAACUUAAUACUACAAGCAUCUUUAUUUAAAUGUAUUGACUCCAUCAGUCAGCCAUGGCCGGGCUGAGUGCAGUGAUCAUGGAUGCUUAGUCCCGUGGACUAAAGUGUAAGCGUUUAGGAUCCAUGAACUGAUGACUGAUCGCUAUCCUAAAAGUGCCUGAAGGUUUUGGCCAUUUUGAACGGUAAGUGUAUGGGAUUAUUCCCAAAGGAACCGUGACACAGACGUUGUUGUUUAUUAUUAUUAUUAUUAUUAUUAUACAUAAUAAUAUUUUGUGUUAAGCUUUAAGUCUUGCAAAUGAUGUCAAGGAAGAUUUCUGUACAGAGGAAUGUUUAAACAUGAUAUCAUUAAAUGUUUGUCUUGAACGUGUAGCUAAAGCGACUCAUGGAGUGUAUCGUCAUCAUCAGUCGAGCAUCAGCCAGUAUGUUUCCCUGAAACUUUCUACAGGUCGUAGGUUUUAAGCAAAUUCACAUGACUCGUGUAAAAACUCUUGCUUUGUUCACUUUAAUCACUUUUCCUCUCAAUAGGCCCAAUGAAAUGAAAGAAGGCAGUAUUUAUUACAGCUUAUUGAAAGGUUCUUAACACUAUGACUUAAAUGAUUGUCCUUUCAGUGUUAUGAUGUUAAAGAAAAAUAAUGCAGUGUUGUUUCAUUCACUCAUUUUAACAACUCGGUUAUCUCUGAAAUAACACGUGCUCGUGACAGUUGAUGUGAUUUUCCAAAUCUGUGCCAAACGUGGCCCUGCUCUGGUCUUUUGUUUAAUGCUUCUCCAUUUGUGCCUUAUUUAUGUGUGUGUUACUGUUGUGUUUGUUGACAGCACUGGGCUCAAGAACAGGCAGGAUGUAGUAUUAAAAUCAUAUUUCAGUGAAUGCUGGUGAAGGGACCACAUCUCCUGGUCAUUUAUAAUGUGAUUCUAUAAUUUAGAAAAAGAAAAGACGACAAUAUGAACGGAAAUAUGCUUUAAAAUCUACUAUUAAAAAGACAAGUCACAGGCCCUCGGUGACCUGUGACCUGUGACAGUGAUCGGCCGGCACAUCUCUUCUUCCAUGUUCUGCAAGCUAUAGUUCCUGUAUCAUAUGUUCUUUAAGAAAGUCUAAAUAAUUUAUAUUUGUGACAAAACCACUCUUCAUGAGAAAUGUCCUGUACAUAUGUUUGGACAUAUGUAAUAAAACAUUUGUUACACAAUCAAA
Solea senegalensis (Senegalese sole) is the source of this 9114-nucleotide messenger RNA. It is a transcript of the gene chd2, whose product is annotated as chromodomain helicase DNA binding protein 2. Gene Ontology annotation, cellular component: chromatin; nucleus. The coding region runs from base 2329 to 7776 and encodes 1815 amino acids. The record is from RefSeq and is a predicted model, not a curated record. NCBI's taxonomy places the organism in Eukaryota, Metazoa, Chordata, Actinopteri, Pleuronectiformes, Soleidae. The transcript has 42 exons. Gene Ontology annotation, biological process: nucleosome organization; regulation of transcription by RNA polymerase II. Gene Ontology annotation, molecular function: chromatin binding; ATP-dependent chromatin remodeler activity; DNA binding.